AUGACUCUAUUAUAUGUUGAUGAAGAGAAAGAUGAAGAAGAUGAGCCUGAAGAAGGUUUUGUUCAAACAGAUAUCCAUGACACAACGGCAGAAAUUUAUCGAACUGGUCGAUCGAAAUUCUCAAUAGCUCAAGAUGAAAUGGAUCCAGUUGAAAUGGAAAAAUACUUAAAAGAACGUUGUGGACCAAAAAGUCGAGUAAUGCGUGAAGAUCAAAUUCCAGAUGAAAUAAUUCAACAAAGUUUAUAG
Rotaria sp. Silwood2 is the source of this 246-nucleotide messenger RNA. NCBI's taxonomy places the organism in Eukaryota, Metazoa, Rotifera, Eurotatoria, Philodinida, Philodinidae. The record is from the annotation of a GenBank genome assembly.